Ornithorhynchus anatinus (platypus) is the source of this 1020-nucleotide messenger RNA. RefSeq names its product homeobox protein EMX1-like. The coding region runs from base 155 to 1006 and encodes 283 amino acids. The transcript is spliced from 3 exons. Gene Ontology annotation, biological process: brain development; regulation of DNA-templated transcription; neuron differentiation. Gene Ontology annotation, molecular function: DNA binding; DNA-binding transcription factor activity, RNA polymerase II-specific. Lineage: Eukaryota; Metazoa; Chordata; Mammalia; Monotremata; Ornithorhynchidae. The record is from RefSeq and is a predicted model, not a curated record.
UCGGAGAAUAACCGUCCUCCCCCUUCUCCCUUCCACCCCACCGCCCGCCCAGCCCUCUCCACCUGCCGGCCUUGGGAGAGCCCCGGCGUCCUGAGCCCGCCGCCGGCCCUCGCACUUGUCCCGGGGGGCGGGAGGGGGGCGGGUGUGCGUGUGCAUGUGUGUGCCUGUGCAUGUGCGCCUGGGUUUGCACGGCAAUAGGGAGGCCCCUCAUUCUCCCCCACCCCCCCACCCCGCCCCCAAGAAGCCCCCCUUCCCGGCUCCGGCCCCGACCAUGUUCCAGCCGGCGGCCAAGCGCUGCUUCACCAUCGAGUCCCUGGUGGCCAAAGAGGGCGGGGGCGCUCAGCACGUAGCCGCCGGCCCCUCGGAGGAGCCGCCGCGGCCCGGGGCCCUGGGGUACCCGCCGGCGGUGGGCACGGCCGCCCAGUCCUUCGGGCCCGGCGGCUUCCCGGGCCCGGGCCGCUCCCUCUACGCCGGCCCGGAGCUGGUGUUCCCCGAAGCCAUGGGUCACCCGCCCCUGGCCGUCCACCCCGUCCACCAGCUGGGCGCCACGCACCUCCAGCCCCCGCACCCCUUCUUCGGGGCCCAGCACCGAGACCCGCUCAACUUCUACCCCUGGGUCCUCCGCAACCGCUUCUUCGGACACCGCUUUCAGGGAAGCGAGGGCUCGCAGGACGCCUUGCUCCUUCACGGACCGUUCGCCCGCAAACCGAAGAGGAUCCGCACGGCCUUCUCGCCCUCGCAGCUGCUGCGGUUGGAGCGGGCUUUCGAGAAGAACCACUACGUGGUGGGAGCGGAGCGUAAACAGUUGGCCGGCAGCCUCAGCCUCUCCGAGACACAGGUGAAAGUGUGGUUCCAGAACAGGCGGACGAAGUACAAACGGCAGAAGCUGGAGGAAGAGGGGCCCGAGGCAGACCAGAAGAAGAAAGGGUCUCAUCAUAUCAACCGGUGGCGUCUGGCCACCAAGCAGUCCAACGGGGAAGACAUUGACGUCACGUCCAAUGACUAAUGGCGGGGGGGAUC